AUGACGCUGUGGUCCGAACACCAGCAGCGGUGGCAUGAGAAAAAGCGACGGUUCAAAGAAAACCCCACCGUCGUCACCAUCCGCAAAAACAAGGUCUACAAGGCCAUUCUGUGGGUGUACCACUUCCUCCUCGACAACUGGUUCUUUUGCUUGCUCGGGGUGUUUGUGGGGCUUGCCUACAAGUAUCCUCAGUUUGCCAAGCAAGGGGGGAUGGUCCGGGCCGAGUACCUGAUCGGCUACGGCGCGGUGGCGGUGAUCUUCCUCAUUUCCGGCCUUUCGAUGCUGCUGCGAGACUUGCUCAAAAACGCCCUUAACUGGCGGGCCCACUUCAUCGUGCUCACCCUGCUGUUUCUCAUCACCUCGCUGAUCAUUUACGGCAUUUGUCUGGGCAUCAAAUCCGCCCACAACCAUAAUAUCGACUCGUGGGUGCUUGUGGGGAUGAUCGUCACCCACGCCUGUCCCACCACCGUUUCCUCAAAUGUGGUGAUGACGAAACAGGCCAAAGGCAACGACGUUUUAACCCUUUGUGAGGUGUUUAUCGGCAACAUCUUAGGGGCAUUCAUCACCCCGGCAUUGCUUCAAAUGUACAUGACUGGCGGCUGGGAGUUCGGUAACCCCCAGCACCAAGUGACGGGGACGGAACCGAUAUCCAAGCUUUACGGGGAUACCAUGCAGCAGCUUGGGUCAGCGGUGUUUGCCCCCACCUUCGUCGGCCAAGUGGUCCAGAACAUAUUCCCUAAACAAACGAAAUGGUGCCUCACCACGUUCAAAUUGCUGAAAGUGGGGCUGUUUAUGUUGUUGUUAAUCAUGUUCCAGUCGUUCCUGACCGCGUUUGCCCAGAACGCGUUCGAAAGCGUGUCCCACGCCCUGAUCAUCUUCUUGGUGUUUUUCAACAUCGGCAUCUACUUGUUCUUCACCGUUUUGUGCUUUUUCUACGCCCGUCCCCGAUGGAUUCUCUGGAUAUUCAACCACGAACCUACCGAAGAAGACCUGAAACUCUACAAGUGGGGCUACCGCCUCUUGCGUCCAUUCUACUGGAACAAGCGCGACACGGUGGCCAUCCUCCUCUGCGGACCGGCCAAGACGGCCGCUUUAGGGGUGUCGUUGGUGUCGUCGCAGUACGGGCUGCAGAACCCCAAAUUGGGUAUUCUUUUGGUGCCGUUGGUGUUGUAUCAGGCCGAGCAGGUUCUCACGGCCCAGAUACUCACUAAGUUCAUGAAGCGGUGGAUCAUGGCCGACGAAAAGAAACAACCCGAUGACGAAGAGGCCCAUUUGCGUGAUGACCCUCCCGAAGUCCUCACUGGUGACGUCCCCGUGCUUCCUGAGGACGUCACUAUCCCUUCAUCGUCGUCGUCGUCGACCGCGUCCAUACGUGACCAUGACCAAGCCCUGAGUGGCGAGAAGCACUCGCAUUGA
Diutina rugosa is the source of this 1416-nucleotide messenger RNA. It is a transcript of the gene RCH1, whose product is annotated as Rch1p. The coding region runs from base 1 to 1416 and encodes 471 amino acids. NCBI's taxonomy places the organism in Eukaryota, Fungi, Ascomycota, Pichiomycetes, Serinales, Debaryomycetaceae. The transcript has a single exon. The record is from RefSeq and is a predicted model, not a curated record. Gene Ontology annotation, cellular component: plasma membrane.